CUGCUACUUAGUUUCGUGUGCUGCUCAGCUUCUGAUUCUUCUUUCCAUCAUCACCACACGCACACGCGCGCCCACAGUGUGAGCAGGAGGGCUCCGCUGUAAUAAACUUUUGCUCACUUCUUGCUUUUUGUGGACAAUCGGCAAGACUGGAGGUGACGGAGGCGCUCACCUCUCGCGUCGACAGUACCGCGGUGGUGGUGGUGGCGCCGCUGGGCCACGUCAUGGACAUGGAGCACUUCGACGACCGCGCUCAGCGCCACGGCAGCCGUGCAGGAUCGGGAUCCGCGGCCGGGGUCGGCGCGGGGGCCGGGAGCGGGGCGCGCGUCAACGGCGUGCAGAGCCCCACGCACAGCGCGCACUGCAGCCUGUUCCGUGCGCCGCGGAGCCUCAAGGCCCUGAGCGCCGAGAAGCGCGCCAAGAAGGUGCGCUUCUACCGCAACGGCGACCGUUUCUUCCACGGCAUUGUCUACGCCGUGUCGACCGACCGCUUCCGCACUUUCGACGCGCUGCUGGCCGACCUGACCCGCGCCCUCUCGGACAACGUAAACCUGCCGCAGGGGGUGCGCACCAUCUACACGCUGGACGGAACCGGGCGCGUCGGCAGUAUUGAUCAACUGGUCGAAGGCGAAAGCUACGUAUGCAGCUCUGUGGAAGCAUACAAAAAAGUGGAUUACACCAAAAACGUCAACCCCAACUGGUCGGUGAACGUUAAGGCGUCGGGCGUUGCCUCGGCCCGUGGGCCCCCCUCCCUGGGCAGUGCCAAGACGAGCCCCUCGGGGAUGGGUGGCGUCGGCCUGCCCGAGAGCCGCGAGAACAAGGACUUCGUUCGACCCAAGCUGGUGACGGUGGUGCGCAGCGGCAUGAAGCCCCGCAAGGCCAUCAGGAUUCUGCUCAACAAGAAGACGGCGCAUUCAUACGAGCAGGUGCUCACCGACAUCACCGAUGCCAUUAAACUCAACUCUGGAGUGGUCAAGAAGAUCUAUACGCUGGAGGGGAAGCUGGUGACAUGUCUGCAGGAUUUUUUCGGCGACGAGGACGUGUUUGUGGCAUGUGGACCCGAGAAGCUGCGUUUUCAGGACGACCUCAUGUUAGAUGAGACUGAGUGUCGCAUCAUGCGGCCGAUGAACUACGGCAAGAUGUCUUCCAUCCGAGGUUCCCCAAAAGCUUUGAUCCAAACCCGACGGAGCAAGUCGCCCAUGUCCGUGAACGGGACGCCGGCCAGUCAGCUGUCCACGCCGCCGCAGACGGCAAAGUCUCCCAGCCCCUCCCCGGCCAGCCCGGCCAGCCUCAGCCAACAACAACAACAACAACGGCGGGGUUCUCGUGGCUCCUCCUCCUCUCUGUCUUCCACUCAAGCGCCCAGCCCAGCGAACAGCGACGAAGAAGUUGUCGCGGACGAGGUACCGGCCGUCCCGUCGUACAUCUCGGAGCGCUACAAGGUGGGCCGCAUGCUGGGCGACGGCAAUUUCGCGGUGGUCCACGAGUGCGCGGAGCACUCGACGGGACGCCAUUACGCGCUCAAGAUCAUCAACAAGGGCAGAUGCAGAGGCAAGGAACACAUGAUCCAGAACGAGGUGGCCAUCCUGCGGAGAGUCAAGCAUCCCAACAUCGUUCUGCUCAUUGAGGAGGUGGACACGUACGGCGAGCUCUACCUGGUCAUGGAGCUGGUGAAGGGGGGAGACCUGUUUGACGCCAUCACCUCGGCCAACCACUACACGGAGAAGGACGCCAGCGGCAUGCUCUACAACCUGGCCAACGCCAUCAAAUACCUCCACAGCCUCAACAUCGUGCACCGGGACAUCAAGCCCGAAAACCUUCUGGUGUACGAGCAUGCAGAUGGCAGUAAGAGCCUCAAAUUGGGAGACUUCGGUUUGGCCACUGUGGUGGACGGACCUCUUUACACCGUCUGCGGGACGCCCACAUAUGUAGCACCUGAGAUCAUUGCAGAAACCGGGUACGGGCUGAAAGUGGACAUCUGGGCGGCCGGCGUGAUCACUUACAUCCUGCUGUGCGGUUUCCCGCCUUUCCGAGGGAGCAGCGAGGAUCAGGAGGUUCUGUUUGACCAGAUUCUGAUGGGCCAGGUGGAAUUUCCUCUGCCGUACUGGGACAACGUGUCCGAUACGGCCAAGGAACUGAUCCGAUCUAUGCUGGAGGUGGAAGUGGACCAGCGGUACACGGCCCUGCAGGUCCUGGAGCAUCCGUGGGUCACUGACGAAGGCCUUUGUGAGAACGACCACCAACUAUCGGUAGCAGGAAAGAUCAAGAAGCACUUCAACACCGCACCAAAGGAUGACGACAACACGCAGGCACUCAUUUCGUUGGACGGAAGCUUUUCUAUGCAGCGGUCCGGCUCGUUGGAUUUCCACCAGCACCCGGCCAUGUACUGGAUCAGGCCCCCCAUGUUGAUACGGAGAGGUCGCUUCUCAGAUGAGGACGCCACUCGGAUGUGAUGACUUUUGCAAACCCAUCUCAAAAAUGGUCCCACCCGAGCGCCAGCCCUCCCCUCCCCCCAUACGACUCUGACAACAUCUCCAUCAGUGCUGAAGAGGGCGGGAACACCUUCCUUGGAGUUCCUGUAAAACUUUGAUGCAAAAAAAAAACUUCAGAGAAUUCUUUCCAAGAGAAGGUUGUUUUUUUGUAAUCAAUUUUAUUUAUCCAGGUUGUCUCACCCAACAUCUGUCAUUUCCCUUCUAUGAUGGAACAUCCUUGGCAAUAUGGACCUAUGAACUUCAUCUUGUUUUUUACACACAUACAUACAGAUACAGUAUAUACACACACACACAUACAUCAUACCUAUUUCCCCUUUUUUUUCCCCACAAAAAUUUUGUUGUCCAGCAAUUUGAUGGAAGGAAGUAGGCAUUUUUCGCAGUAGGCAUGCGUAGACGUUGAUGAUUAAAAACGUGACGUAGGCGCUUUUCUUAGAAAAUCCGUCGAAAAACAGGAACAAAGACGACGUAUCGGUGUUGCCCUGCUGACGGAUGUCACGUUCGGUCGCCAUUCGUACGUUUGAGUGCCGCUUCAUUUACUACUGGUGUGUAGCAAACAUGUUUACAUGAUUCCCCCCCCCCCCUCCUCUCUCUCCACCCCCCACAAAAGGCCUCGCCCUGAAGCAGCAGACAAAGGUGUAACCUCGCUGAUGUCAAACACAUGCAGAACCAGCAGCACUCAAGUGGAUUUGCGCCACCUGGAAAAAAAAAACCUCAUUCAUCGCCAUUCUUUCUUUGUUUUGCGGAACAGACACACCGUAGCUUAUAAUAAUGUCUAUGAUCUGUUAAAAUAAAUGUUUUUUUU
Molecule: messenger RNA, 3291 nt
Organism: Hippocampus zosterae (dwarf seahorse)
Lineage: Eukaryota; Metazoa; Chordata; Actinopteri; Syngnathiformes; Syngnathidae
Gene: dclk1a
Product: doublecortin-like kinase 1a
Exons: 17
Coding region: 222-2450 (742 amino acids)
Biological process (GO): intracellular signal transduction; protein phosphorylation
Molecular function (GO): protein kinase activity; ATP binding
Source: RefSeq, a predicted model, not a curated record